Molecule: messenger RNA, 1626 nt
Organism: Fusarium pseudograminearum CS3096
Lineage: Eukaryota; Fungi; Ascomycota; Sordariomycetes; Hypocreales; Nectriaceae
Exons: 5
Coding region: 1-1626 (541 amino acids)
Molecular function (GO): flavin adenine dinucleotide binding; N,N-dimethylaniline monooxygenase activity; NADP binding
Source: RefSeq, a predicted model, not a curated record
AUGGAAAACAUCGAUAUCGCCAUUAUCGGCACUGGCCCCGCAGGCCUUGUGGCGCUCAAGAACUUGAGAGAGCAAGGCUUCAAUGCAGUCGCUUUUGAACGUCGCGAGUCUGUCGGGGGUUUGUGGGCAUACAGCGAUAAUACAGAUUAUACUACAGCAUUAGAUGACACCACUGUCAAUGUCAGCAAGUUUGUGUUUCAGAUUACCCGCCAUUUCCGUCUCGUAGACAAAUGCAACGAUACUUCGAAGCUUACGCGACACAUUUUGAUCUUCACAAGCACAUCAGAUUUGGAGUCACAGUACACAGGGUUCUGCGAAACUCUUCAGAUUCUGAAUGGAACGUUCAUUGUUCAAACACCAAUGGCCAGUCUCUACAUGAAAAAUGACUUGGAUGCUAAGAGAGUUAUGAUUGUCGGUAUUGGAAACACAGGUUGCGACAUUGCCCUGAGUCUUUGCAAACACGCAUCCAAAACCUAUUUGGCUUAUCGUCGUGGACGAUUCGUAGUAUCUCGCUACAAGAACAGCGGUGUACCGACUGAUAGCCAGAUCCCUUGGCCAGUACUCCGUCUCAAGUACCUUAUGGACUAUUAUUUACCCACUCUAUCAAAAUGGGCGACUGACAAGUUUAUGACCAACAAGAUGAUCAACGAUUGUGCCAAGCACGAGCCGGAUGAUGGCAAAAUCUUCGGAAGGCAGAGACUCAGGAUGGCCGAGAAAAGGAUCCGUGGAGAAUGGCGUCUGAUUCCUUGUCCAAGCAUGGCGCACAGAAACCCUGCCGUCCAAGAAGAUAUAUUCCCAGCGUUUCACAGCAAAGACAUAAUUCCGAUGCAAGGCUUUGUGGACUUUGCUGGGGAAGAUACUGUUUUGCUAGCAGACUGUACCACAGUUGAAGUUGACGUGGUGAUUUUUGCUACAGGCUAUCGACAUGAUUUCUCCAUUAUGCCGGAGCUCGAGAUGAAUGGCGCAGCUGGAAUGGGAUUGCAGACAGUGAAAAUGACAGAAAAGGAGCAAAAUCUGGAAGAUAAAGAGCAAGAACCAAGUCUCCCCCGACUCUAUCAAAUGAUAUUUCCGCCCAAGAGAGCUACUUCGAUAGCGUUUCUGAGCUGGUUGGCUCCGCAAGAGGCAGUCUGGUGCGUCUCCGAACUUGCUUCAAUGGCAGUCGCUCAAGCAUGGGUAGCAGAUUUUGCUCUCAAACAGAACCAUAAUCUGCCAACUUCAUACCAACCAUCUUCAAUCUUACCAACGGAGAAGGAGAUGGAGGCCGAGGUUGAUUCAUAUCACACGUGGUGGCGCAAAGAGUGGAAAACCGACCAUUCCAUUAUGGAAGGGUACGUAAGAGGCCAUAGUUUCUACCGUUUUCUUCAUGAUAUGGCGGGGACCGGUCUCUACAGUUACCUUGACCAUCCGCUCUCGUUCAAAGGAUGGUGGCUUUGGUGGAAUGAUCGUAAUCUUUGGAGGUGGCUUUCCAGAGGACCACUGAAUAGCUACUCGUGGCGGCUGUUUGAAACAGACCCUGAUGACAUUCCUGGGUGUGGAAGGAAGGCUUGGGUAGGUGCUAGAACAGCAGUUCAAGAAACCUAUGAGGAGUUGGAGAGAUUCAGGGAUACAAAGGCUAAGAACGAAUGA